Molecule: messenger RNA, 1050 nt
Organism: Stegodyphus dumicola
Lineage: Eukaryota; Metazoa; Arthropoda; Arachnida; Araneae; Eresidae
Source: RefSeq, a predicted model, not a curated record
AUAGCAUCAUUUGUUCUGUCAUCUAGUGCAGAAUAUGUUGACAUGUCAAAAUGUCUUAGUAAGAAUAAACACAUCUUGUUAUCUGCAGUUACAGAAGAAGAAUUUGUUCAACUUUUUGAACAUACACUAAAUGGUGUAAUAAAAAAAACCUUUGUUGCCGAAAAUGACUAUUCACAUUGUUUCCAAGCCAAAUGGAAGAGAUAGUAAACCACAGACUAUUCCAAUUAGUGCUUCAAAAGUUUGUGAUGAUACAGGAUUUUGUAUAGUUGUUUACGGAUGCCAUAAAAAGCCAAUUUUUGAAAAAGUGAAUAUAUCAGAAUGCCCUAAAAAUUUAACUUUACUUAGAAAUAAAUGUUCUUGCUGCAGUGAUUGCUCAGAAAAGAGGAAUUUAGAGGUCUGCAGUUUAAUAGAAAAUGGCUUCAAAAGUAAAGAUGUUUCAUCUUUAAAUGGUUCAUUUAAGUCCAAGAAACAAAAACCUCUUGAUUCUGAAAAGAAGUACACUCAUGUUACAGAAAAUGAAUACACAGAACAGACAGAGGCUUUAAAAACAAAGCCUAAGCUUAUCCUUAAUGAGGCUAGGUUACCGAAUUUACCAUCAAACAUGAAGAAGAGGUUAAAAAUAGCUGAAGAUGAGUCAAUAUUUCAAUGUACAGAUGAAGAAAAGAUUAAAAAUUUGACAGAAAAUUUAUCUAAAGAAGAUGUAGCAGCAAUUUUAAAGGAACUUCACUCACGACUUCUGCAAAAUCAAAGGCAUCUUCCUGGUGUAAGAAAAUGGAUAAAAUAUAUAUUAGCUGCACAUUUAUUACAUUUAAAUACUAACAAAGAUCUUGCAGAUAUUUUACAUUCUAUUGAACAGUUAACUGAUGCAAGGAGAACAAGUGAAACUCUUUCAAAAAUGUCUACUUUAAAAGGUCUCCUAAGGAUAUAUCAAACAAAGGCCAUUUCACAAGAAUUAAAUUUUCCCAGUGAUGUCGAAGAUAUGGAAACCUGAAAGUGAUAUAAUUAUACAAUUUGUAUAUUAAAUUAUAAAUAAAUUAUUUUUAAAGGAAA